Messenger RNA from Toxoplasma gondii ME49, 4697 nucleotides. RefSeq names its product MCM2/3/5 family protein. The transcript has 15 exons. Bases 164 to 3880 code for a protein of 1238 amino acids. Gene Ontology annotation, molecular function: ATP binding; single-stranded DNA helicase activity; single-stranded DNA binding. NCBI's taxonomy places the organism in Eukaryota, Apicomplexa, Conoidasida, Eucoccidiorida, Sarcocystidae. Gene Ontology annotation, biological process: DNA replication. The record is from RefSeq and is a predicted model, not a curated record. Gene Ontology annotation, cellular component: MCM complex; nucleus.
CGAAAAAAGCAGAUUUGCCGCGAGUCUCGCGCUUCUUCGCCGGCUGCCAUGGACAUAACAGAAGCGACACUCCAGCCUUUUUUCUCCUCAAAAAGGGAGAUUUCUCUCUCGGAGGACGAGACUGCAGAUCUCUUCUUUGCUUGACCAAGACUUUUCUUCAGUUAUGAAAACGAAACGAAACGCAGUGUGUGCCUUCUCUGCGAAGGAGAGAGAACAAACGUUCGUCCGCAAAGUGUGCGCCACGAGAGAGAAUUUGCGUGAUCUCUGUGUGACAUUUUUAGCUCGGUCGACUACAUUCUACCACAGACAGGCUCGCUCCAACUUCUCUCUCUUCUCCUCCCUCUUCUUCUCUUUCUUCUCCUCUCUCUUCUCCUUUCUCUUCUUCUCUUUCUUCUCCUCUUUCUUCUCCUUUCUCUUCUUCUCUUUCUUCUUCUCUUUCUUCUCCUCUCUCUUCUCCUCUCUUUUCUCCUCUCUUUUCUCCUCUCUCUUCUCCUCUCUCUUCUGCUCCCUCUUCUUCUCUCUCCUCUUCUCUCUCUUGUCCUCCCUCUUCUUCUGUCUCUUGUCCUCCCUCUUCUUCUGUCUCUUCUCCUCUCUGUUCUCGUCUCUUUGUUUUACAAACGGUUCUUCUGGACGCCGCGCAGCCAUGGAAGCCGGCAUGAGAGAAAUCCUGUCUCUGUACUUCCCCGAAGAAGGCGUACAAAAUGCUGACCUACAGGCGUACGUGGAGGAGUGGAAGACCUUCUUGUACGAACACAGACGAACGCUCCUCAAGCAUGUCCACCCGUCGACUCUGGAGGUUUUCUUGAGUUACCGGGAGCUCCUGGCGCGCAGUCCGCCGCCGUCUGCGGAGGCUUGUGCGGCGACGCUUCGCUCUUCGCCGCAAGGUGCGUUGGACGCGAUCGCGUGUGGGGUGCAUUUGGCAGUGCUUUGCGCGCGAGGAGACCCAAGGCCUUCUGGGCCAGCUCCGUCGCAGAGGGCGUCUAGCGUCUGCUCCUCGCUGGUCCUCGGAGACACUCUGUUCGGAGACAGGUGCGAGGACUCUUCUGGCGGUGACAUUGUCGUCGGAGGAGGAAGCGAAGCAGAUGGAGCCUCAGAGCCGCGGCGACAAGCCCCCCAGAGACGCGUCUUCAUUCGUCUCCUCGGAUUCGGUCCGCUGACAUCUCUGUCAGUUCUCCGCAGCAGACAGGUAGGCAGUCUCGUGGCUGUUCGCGGAAGCGUUCUUCGGAUGUACGAACCUCGACCGUUGGUGACGAAAUUACCUUUUCUCUGUGCUCGCUGCGGAGCUCGCAUUGUGCGCAAAUGCCCAGAGGGGAAAGUGACCUUCCCUGGUCCAUGUCCGACGCCUCGGUGCACAAGUCGGCACUUCCUCCCGCAGCGGCGAGCCGCAGAAACCGUCGACUGGCAGAAAUUUUCUCUGCAGUCCGAAGAUGGACGCGUCGUUCUGAACGGCUGCAAGGAAAUGCCAAGCGCCGCCUCUGCCCUCUCGAGUGGAGAGGCGGCACAGGCCGAGGGCGACUCCCGGAGUUCGGCUCGAGAGAGAAACGGAGAUCAUCCAGAGCCGGAAGAGAAAGCAGCAAACGAAGUCCGGCGUCCGCCGUCGGUCGACUGCGAGGUCCGAGGGGCGCUGGUUAACAGUUGUCGACUGGGAGAAAAGGUUGUCGUCGUUGGCAUCGUCCGCGCGUAUCAAACGUGCCUGAGUCCAUGCGGUGGGGCGCCUGUGCCGGAGGCGGCGCGCGCGCGAGCGCCAGGUCCUGGGCGGAGUCUGUACACCCUGUAUCUGGACGUCGUCUCGGUCGCGUCUGCAAAUCCGGAGCAGCAGCGGAACGCCAUGCAGCGCGUCCAGCGGACGCAGCAGGCGAUCUACGGAGGCUUUCCCUCCUCGCUGCUGGCCCUCUGUCUGGACGGCCCUCUGGCGGAUCUGUCAGCCGACGAGAUGCCCUGGAGAGACUUCGCCGUCUCCCAGGAAAGCCGUUCGAGAGGACCGACCAGAGGGAGACGUCGCAACUGGCAACAGUCGGAGAACAGCGAGUUUGCGACUCGCGAAACACGCGAACAAGAAACGCCGCCGCGCGACUUCCAACCGACGCAACGUUCCGGGUGUACGUACACCUCAGAUAUGGAGGAGGGGCGCGCGGCGAGUCCGACAAAGAGCGCGGCUUUGGAGGAGCUGUUUCCUGCGUAUCCAGGAGAUCCCGACUUCGAGGAACUGGACAGUGGAGUCGCCGUGCAACACCUUGAGUUCAUCACGGAGAUCUUCGGCGAGGAACACCGUCUUGAGCUCCUCGCAGCUUCCCUCGCCCCCCACAUUCGCGGCCAUGAAAUCCCCAAGGCUGCGCUGGUGUUGACGCUUCUGGGCGGAGUUGCAGUGUACGGAGACAGCGGAGACAGUGGGGACGCGCUGGGCGACCUGGACCCGACAAACGCGCAGUCGUUUGAAGGCCGCGCAUUGAAGCGACGCGGCAGCAUCCACCUGCUUCUGCUAGGAGAUGCAGGUGUGGGGAAGAGCCGUCUUCUCCGCGCGACGGCGGAAGUUGGGUCGUGUGCAAACGCGCCUCUUUCUGCCUCUGUGCUGCGGUCGCUCGGCCUCCAAACCAGCAGAGGGAGAGCUCCUCGCGAGCUCGAAGAAGAAGGCGAGGACGUCGGACCUGGCGGGAGUGUAUUCGUCUGCGGGAACACGACCUCGGCAGCUGGCCUCACCGCCUCGACUCACCGCGAACAAGGCACUGGCGAAUUCGCUCUUGAAGCUGGGGCGCUGGUUCUCGCAGACGGAGGCAUUUGCUGCGUCGAUGAACUGGACAAGAUGCAUGCAGCGUCGACUUCCGCGGAUGUCUCUGCGCUGUUGGAGGCGAUGGAACACCAAACAGUUUCCGUGGUCAAGGGCGGCUGCUACUGCACGUUGCCUGCGCGCACAGCCAUCGCAGCUGCGGCGAAUCCGAAAGACGGAAGAUUCAUACCUUCGAAGACUCUCUCGGAGAACAUGAAGCUGCCGCACUGUCUGACUUCCCGCUUCGAUUUGAUUCUUUGCCUGCACGACGACGGCGGUCGGGAGUGCGACGCGAGCGUCUCUGCCGCCAAGCGACACCGAAAAGAAGAAAAUGAAGGACCUGCCAGGUCUCGCUCGUCGCCACAGCUUUCGGAAGAACCUGCAGGAAAAGAGAGUGUGUCUCUCGCAGAAAGAAUUAAACGCAUCAAACCUUCAAAGUGGCUUCCGCUGUCGUUGCUGCAAGUGUACCUCGCGUACGCUCGACAGUACGUGCAUCCAGUGAUGACUCCGGAGGCAGGCGAGGCCCUCAAGAGACUUUUUUCUUUUUUGCGGAGGCAGAAAGAGAGCGAGUUUGCUGUCCACGACUCUCUUCCGGUCGGCAUGCGUCAGCUCGAGUCUCUGAUCCGCUUCUGCGAGGCCCGUGCACGCGCGGACUUGGUGGAGGAAGUGACGGAAGAACAUGUGAGAGAUGUAGGAGAACUUUUUCUCCACAGCGCAGCUUUCUCGCGUCUCGCCUUCGCUGCGACGCCUGCUGCCCAGGUCGAGGCUGCUCGCCUGUCUCUCCACCCACCUGGCCAAGAGCAUCUAAACGGAGCCUCUGCAGCCGUCGUUGCUGAAGUCGUAGGAAUUGUGGCAGGAAGCCGAGGCAAAAAGAGAAAGUCGAUCGCCGGAUUGCUGCCCAGCUUGUUGCGGGCGUGCAGCCUCUUCGUCUCCAACAAUCAGGUGCCAGGUUUGACCCAGAAGCAAGUUCUGGAAUGCGCAUCCGUGGUGGCGGCCAGAGCAGACUCGACCGUUUGUCCAGAGGCGUUGGUGGCGUGUGCGAACGAGGCGGGAUAUCUUUUGCGGAAGUCUGAUGGACUCUGGCAAGUUGGCCGCGCCUGCCUUCCCACUGGCUAACUUUCAGGUGACUCCGCUGGACGUCUUGCGAGACAAGGCAUGCAAACCGCGCCUCCGUACUCGGCUGGAAACGGGGCCUUCUCCGGUGUCCAUGCACCUCUUUGACACACACGCACGCGUACGAUCUAGGCACUGGCACGGCUGUAGGCAUGUCGACAGGGAGUGUACCGAAAAAAAUCUUGAUCUUCACUAAGGGACUCUCCUUCCUAAUGCUUGGCUGUAUUGGAUACACGGUGGCCGGAUUCCUGAAGGCUGGCAUAUGUUUACGAUCUGGAAAACCGCUGAUGACGCCGCUGUACACCUCCACCGCGUUGGACCGCUGACGACAGCGAAGAGUGGUGACAUUAAUAUCGUGACGUAGAGAUGGAGAGGUAUCUGGAGCUCGGUAAAAGAUGUGGAGGUUUCUGUGCAUGCAGUCUGGAACUGUAGAGUCUCGCCGCAGUUUAGUGAGACAAGCAAGUCUUCUUCACUGGAACGGGACAGCAAUCGGCUGGGUCAUGCCGCCGUUCGUAAUCGGUUCUGGUACACCGUUGUUUGCCCGCUGGAGAGGGCUGCGGCUCUCUCCGCAAAUGGUUGGGUUUUUCUUCAGGGGGAUUUCGAGUAGAAUCGCCGCCUAAGAUUGUCGAUUUUUCCCGUUUUCGACCGAGUAAGUGGGCGCAUUGGCGCAUUCUGUGCGCGAAUUUCUGGCGUUUCACCGCCGGUGUGUGUGUGUGGGGGGGUUACGCUAUGGCGAGCCUCGAACGUCCCCUUAACACAUCGCGUUUUCGCGAGGUUUAGACCUGGGUUCCAACUUUGCUUGGCAACUUUUUCAAGACGG